AUGAAUGACAUGAAUGAUGACUUUGGAGUAACCAUGGGAUACACAAAAGCAUGGAGAUUAAGAGAAAAAUCUUUGCCUCUAGUAAGAAGGAACCCCGGUGAUUCAUAUCAAAAGUUGCCAAUGUAUCUUUGCAUGUUGAAGCAAGCAAAUCCAGGAACAGUAACACAUCUACUCACAGACAGCGAAGAUAGAUUCAAAUACCAAUACAUAGCUUUCUCUAAUUCAAUCAAAGACUCUGAAAAUGAUAACUCUUGGCUUUGGUUCUUCUCCAAAAUGAGAGACACAUAUGGAGAACCCGAAGGAUUGGCUAUUGUUUCUGACAGACACAAGAGCAUAGACAAUGCAGUACAUAUAGUGUACCCAAAUGCGUUCUAUGGAGCUUGCAUGUAUCACUUGCUCAAUAAUUUGAAAAGCAAGUAUGGAAACCAUGGACAAGAGCUACAAAUGAAUUUCAUUAUAGCAGCAAAAGCAUACACAAAAACAGAAUGUGAACACUACAUGAGAGGCCGUGAUAAACUUGACAGACGCAUUAUACCCUAUUUAGAGAAAGCCAAGUAUGAAACUUGGGAAAGAUCAUACUCACCAACAAAAAGAUACACCAUGAUGACAUCCAACAUCACAAAAUCGCUCAACACUUCACUAAAAGCUGCAAGAAAUCUCCCUAUUGAUAUCUUGAUUGAAUGUCUUAGAAGUUUGGUUCAAAAGUGGGUUUGGAACAACUCAAAUAAUACAAAUGGAACAUUCACAAAAGUGUCUACAUGGAUGGUCUUGCCUUUCAACACAAUAGAAUAUCAAGUUCGUGAUGAAAAGGGGACCAAUUUCACAGUAAAUAUACACAAUAGAACAUGUACUUGUAAUAGGUUUCAAGAAGAUGAAAUGCCUUGUGGGCAUGCAGUCAUUGUAAUUGCAAAGAUAAACUUGGGAGUGUAUGAUUACUAUGCAAAGUUUUACAAAACAGAAACUUUGAAAGCAUUGUAUGAAGUAAAUGUUCAUCCUUUGCCCCAUAAAGAUGAAUGGAAUCUCCCACAACACUUAGACAUAGUGGUGCUCCCUCCAAAGGCGACAAUCCAUGUAGGAAGACCAAGAAAGAAAAGAAUAAGAUCAAGAGGGGAACCAAAAGUAAUAAUUACCUAUGGAAAAUGUGGCCAACCAGGAACAAGAAGACUUGCGGGAAUCCACCAAUUGACAAGGCAAACAAGCAGAAAAAGCAAAAGUCAUAGCUUGAUAUAUUACAACAAAACAACCCUAUCAUAG
This is a messenger RNA of Humulus lupulus (European hop), 1254 nucleotides long. RefSeq lists its product as uncharacterized. Gene Ontology annotation, molecular function: zinc ion binding. The transcript is spliced from 5 exons. The record is from RefSeq and is a predicted model, not a curated record. Lineage: Eukaryota; Viridiplantae; Streptophyta; Magnoliopsida; Rosales; Cannabaceae. The coding region runs from base 1 to 1254 and encodes 417 amino acids.